AUGGCAACAGCGGCAGUAGCCGAGGCCCGGAAGGUGCCGCGGCCUGGGCGCGGAGGAGUAAUCCCUCACGGACUAUCCGAGGAGGAAGCCCGUGUCCGGGCUAUUGCUGAAAUUGUGAACAGCAUGGUAGACCUCUCUCGCAAAGGACAAGAUGUGGACCUUAACGCCCUCAAAUCUUCUGUGUGUCGGAAGUACGGACUCUCGAAGGCCCCGAAGGCCAAGCCUGUUCGCACUGCAUCCGGGAUUGCUGUUGUAGCCGUUAUGUCAAAGCCUCACAGAUGCCCGCAUAUUGCCACGACUGGAAAUAUCUGCGUGUACUGCCCGGGUGGACCAGAUUCGGAUUUCGAGUACAGCACGCAGUCUUACACUGGAUAUGAGCCCACCAGCAUGAGAGCUAUACGAGCUAGAUAUAACCCCUAUGUCCAGGCGAGAAGCAGAAUUGAUCAGCUUAAAAGGUUGGGUCACAGUGUCGAUAAGGUUGAAUUUAUCUUGAUGGGUGGUACCUUUAUGUCACUUCCAUCAGAAUAUCGUGAUUAUUUUACAAGGAAUCUUCAUGAUGCGCUGUCAGGGCAUACUUCUGCCAAUGUUGAAGAGGCAGUGACCUAUUCUGAGCACAGUGCAGUAAAGUGUAUUGGAAUGACCAUUGAAACAAGGCCAGACUACUGUCUUGGACCACAUUUGAGGCAGAUGCUUUCCUAUGGUUGUACACGACUGGAGAUCGGAGUGCAAAGCACAUAUGAGGAUGUUGCCCGUGACACCAAUAGGGGCCACACAGUAGCAGCUGUGGCCGAUUGCUUUUGCUUGGCAAAGGAUGCUGGUUUCAAGGUAGUUGCUCAUAUGAUGCCUGAUCUUCCAAAUGUUGGGGUUGAGAGAGACUUAGAAAGUUUCAAGGAGUUCUUUGAGAGCCCUUCAUUUAGGGCAGAUGGGCUCAAAAUCUAUCCCACACUUGUGAUUCGUGGAACUGGUCUUUAUGAACUUUGGAAAACUGGCAGAUAUAGAAAUUAUCCACCGGAACAGCUUGUGGACAUUGUAGCUCGAAUAUUGGCAAUGGUUCCCCCAUGGACUCGUGUAUAUAGAGUUCAGCGAGAUAUUCCUAUGCCUCUAGUUACUUCUGGUGUUGAGAAGGGGAAUCUUCGAGAGUUAGCUUUAGCUCGGAUGAGUGAUUUGGGCUUGAAAUGCCGUGAUGUUCGAACACGUGAAGCUGGGAUCCAAGACAUUCACAACAAUAUAAAGCCAGAAGAAGUUCAGCUUGUUCGUCGUGAUUAUACCGCAAAUGAGGGAUGGGAAACUUUUCUUUCAUAUGAAGAUACACAUCAGGAUAUUCUUGUUGGGCUAUUGCGUUUGCGGAAAUGUGGACGUAAUGUAACUUGCCCUGAACUCACAGGGAAGUGUUCUAUUGUUCGUGAAUUACAUGUUUAUGGGACAGCUGUUCCCGUCCAUGGACGGGAUGCUGAUAAACAACAACACCAGGGUUACGGUACCCUACUGAUGGAGGAGGCAGAGAGAAUUGCCCAUAAAGAGCACAGAUCAACAAAGGUAGCUGUCAUUUCUGGUGUGGGAACAAGGCAUUACUAUAGGAAGUUGGGCUACGAGCUUGAAGGUCCUUACAUGGUAAAAUACUUGACAUAA
Fraxinus pennsylvanica is the source of this 1629-nucleotide messenger RNA. The record is from the annotation of a GenBank genome assembly. Lineage: Eukaryota; Viridiplantae; Streptophyta; Magnoliopsida; Lamiales; Oleaceae.